Messenger RNA from Panonychus citri (citrus red mite), 2805 nucleotides. RefSeq names its product alkyldihydroxyacetonephosphate synthase, peroxisomal-like (gene Agps). Bases 276 to 2252 code for a protein of 658 amino acids. NCBI's taxonomy places the organism in Eukaryota, Metazoa, Arthropoda, Arachnida, Trombidiformes, Tetranychidae. Gene Ontology annotation, biological process: lipid biosynthetic process. Gene Ontology annotation, molecular function: alkylglycerone-phosphate synthase activity; FAD binding. The transcript has 6 exons. The record is from RefSeq and is a predicted model, not a curated record.
UUCAUAUUCUUUACACCAACACAACAGUAAAUCUUAUUGAACAACAACAGAACAUUUCUCACUCACUCUCUCCAUUUCUCUCUUCCUCUAUUCUCACUCUUUCUCUUCAGUUUAUCUUCUUCUUCUUCUUCCUUUACAUUAUCUUAAUAUUUUCUUUUUCUUUUUUAUUAUUUAGUCAUUUUUUGUUAUUUUCUCUUUUUUUCAUAAAAUGUUUUCUAUCAACAAUUAACUCUCUCUCUCUCUCUUAUUGUCUCUUAAUCUCAACACCAAGAAGCAUGUCCACAGCCAAGGAAAGGUUAACUGCUAUUUCGGGUCAUGUUAACAGUAAAAGUGAAUUUAAUUGUGAUUCCAAUGGAUUCUCAGGUAAACCGAUAAUCUCACCUAGUGAAUUAACAACGGACAUGAUUGAAUCUUCUCAAUUAUCACCAUCAAUUGCCAUUAGUGAUUCUAUCCAAUGUGAAAAUAAAUCAAAUCAAUUAGCAAAAGAUAACAAGGAAAUCGGUUCAAUACCCUACAAGAGACAAGAUUUACUUAAGUGGAAUGGUUGGGGUUACAAAGAUUCUGGUUUCUCAGUUGAUCCUGAUUGUUAUGAUAUAACCUUUACUGGAGAUCGGUACAAGAUUGGCAACCGGAAGCUCCCAUUGUUCAAGAAAUGGGUUGAGUUAACACUAUCAGUUGAUCUCAGCAAUAAAUUGACAAGUCAGUGUCAACCUGAUCUUGAAAAGAUACCUAAACCGAUAAUUAACUCAAAAUUUGUCAAAGAAAUUGAAUCGAUUAACAUAAAAACAUCAACAGAUUCUGAGGAUCGUUUAUUUCGUUCUCAUGGUCAUUGUCUCCAUGAGAUAUUUACCCUUCGUGCAAAGGGUACACUUGAACGUAUUCCUGAUUUAAUUGUAUGGCCUCGUAAUCAUGAUGAUGUAGUUAAACUGGUUCGUAUUGCUGAUAAGAAUAAUGUUGUUAUCAUACCUUUCGGUGGAGGGACCAGUGUCUCGGGUGCCUUGGAAUGUCCAGUUAAUGAGAAUCGUAUGAUUGUUUCAAUGGAUACUUCAAGAAUGAAUAAAAUCCUCUGGAUUGACCAUGUUAAUCUAACUGCUCAUGCUGAGGCGGGUAUUAUUGGUCAAGAUUUGGAGACACAAUUGGCCAAAUAUAAUCUUUGUACCGGCCAUGAGCCUGAUUCAUUUGAAUUUAGUUCUCUUGGUGGUUGGGUUGCUACCCGAGCUUCUGGGAUGAAGAAAAAUAUCUAUGGUAAUAUUGAAGAUUUACUUAUUCACGUUAGAAUGGUUUCAUCUAUUGGAACAAUUGAGAAAAAUUGUAAUGUUCCAAGAAUCUCUUCGGGACCUGAUAUUCACCAUAUUAUCCUCGGUUCUGAGGGUACAUUAGGUGUAAUUACCGAGGUUACACUAAAAGUCAGGCCACUUCCCGGAUGUAAAAGGUACAAUUCAAUUGUAUUUCCAUGUUUUGAAGAUGGUUACCGGUUUAUGAGAGAAUUGGCUCGACAACGAUUAAAACCUGCUUCCGUUCGUUUAAUGGAUAAUCAACAAUUUAUCUUUGGUCAAGCAUUAAAACCAGAGGCUAGUUCAUUAUGGACUUCGAUGAAAGAUUUUUUCAAGCGAUUGUACAUAACCAAACUGAAGGGCUUCCGAGUUGACGAAAUGUGUGUAGCCACUAUACUAAUGGAAGGAACCCUAGAGGAAGUUGAGACCCUGGAAAAAAAGUUAUUGGAAAUAUCAUCGGAAAAUAAUGGCUUAGCUGCUGGUGAAGAAAAUGGUAAAACUGGUUACAUGUUAACCUUCGUGAUUGCAUAUAUAAGGGAUAUUGGACUUGAUUAUGGUGUUUUAGCGGAAUCAUUUGAAACAUCGGUACCAUGGGAUAGAUGUCUCGAUGUUUGUACCAAUGUUAAAGAUUGUAUCGCUCGAGAAGUUAAAAAAUAUGGUAUCAAAAAACCCGCUCUGAUAACUUGCCGGAUAACUCAAACAUAUGAUACCGGAGCUUGUGUUUACUUUUAUUUUGCCUUUAAUUACCUUGAAGGUGUUACAGGUGAUCCUGUUGAAAUUUAUCAUGCAAUUGAAAAUUCAGCUAGAGAUGAGAUAAUUGCCUGCGGGGGAAGUAUCUCCCAUCAUCAUGGUGUUGGAAAGGUUAGAAAAAAAUGGCUCCGUGAAACUGUUUCAGAUACUGGAUUAGGUGUGAUGAAGGCGAUCAAAAAUUACAUGGAUCCACAUAAUGUUUUCGCCAAUGGUAAUUUGAUGAGCUGAUUAAUAUUCCUGAUGAUUAACACAAGGGAAAAACAAAAAAAAAAUUUAACAAGAGAAACAACAAUCAAAUUAACCAGAAUAAUAAUCCAACCGUUUGAAUAUACAAAAUUUAACUAUUUAACCUUAUCCUAGGACGAUAAUUGAAUUUAAAUCAUGUAUGUAUAUUAUCCGAAACUGCUAAUGGAUAUAUUUUAUCAUCAUCGACACAAACAAAAAGCUUUUGUACCCAAUGCCAAAUCAAACAGAGACAACACAAUUUACAUUAAUUGUUUAACUAAUUUACAAUUGUUUGUAAAUUUAAAUUUUGUUUGUCUCGUUGCUUUUUUUAAAAGUUCAUCAUUUUAAACAAUCAACAAAAUCUAAAAAGUUGAUCAAGUGUGAUAUAAGAAAAAAGAGGAAGAAAAAGUGAAGACAAAUCGAAGCAAUAAGAUUUAAGUGUAACAAUUAGUAAAAAAUCGUAAUUACGACGAGAAAAAGAGAGACGAAUGAAGAUAAUCACAGAAAAGAAACAAAAGAAAACAUAAUGAAUUAAAUAUUAAUUUUAUAAAUUUCA